AUGGAUGCACGGGCCGAACUCAAAAUCUCGAGGAAGUUGCAUCCUGCAGGUCGACCGACUUUCCUCGACCUCAAGCCCACUCCUUUCGUGAACACAACAUCAGCACCAAAGGCGUGUCUUACGGUAGUGAUCGGUCGUAUUGAAGAGAAAGAGCUCGAGAAGAUGGCGCUCAAUGUCGGCGCGAGGCCCAUGGCCAAUGGACAUACAUCGCCGACACAGGCGGAAGAAGAGCAGAUGUAUGACCAGCUGCUACGCGUUCGCGAUGCUGUUCUUGCUGGCUCGCACCCACAGUUCAAAUUGUCCGCCGCAGCGAUCGAGCGUCUGAAAGCUUUGAGCAAUACAGGCGCUCUCGCUGCAGGCCCAGAGCAGCGCAACAACACUGCCGACAUGAACGGCUCAUCAUCGCUUCCCAGCAGCAAUGCUACUAAUCGCACACAGCAGCCUCCACCAUCAUCGGCAUCUUCCUCCGCCCUUCCAGGACUGCACGCGGUCACCACACCAUCGCGCACGAAUGGUGCUCCUCCUCGUCGCCAGUCGUCGGCACAGUUCAACCCACUGUUCUUAGAAAAAGCAGAGAGCUUGGUGAAGGCCGAGGCGAUGAUCAAGCGGCGGAAUCUGGAGGCUGAACUGCGUGCCCAAGUCGACCGCAGGAACAAUAUGCGCGACCGAGAUGCCAUCAAUGAGAUGGGACCUCUGGCUUUAGACCACACAGCCAUCCUCAACAGCGUUCUCGCACGCAUCCCUCAUGUGUCCGGCUUCGCGCCAGACACGCGACCAGAGAGCGCUGGUGCCAGUACAUCGUUCGACGAGAACGACUACUACUCCAGUCAAGUCGAAAGUGAAUGGUCAUCCCCUGCCAGCUCAAGUAAGCCUUCUGACCGAGCCGCAGAUGCUUCACGGGCAGCCGCUGGCCAGUCCGCACCCACCGCGCCAGCUACCGUCUCAGGCAAAGCACCUCUCGUUCCACAGCAAGCGUCUGCGAGCCAAGCUCCAUUCGAGAUUGAGGACGAUGAUGAUGACGAUGAGUAUGCCCCUCCUGAUGCCAGUGCGUUUGAUGCGUUCGACGACAACAGUGGCUUCAUGGACAUCACCCAAGACACACAGGUGGAGGACGAUGACGACUCCGACUACGAGCCAGGAGAGAUCACCCAGGAUAGCAACGCCGCGACACCAUACCAGUCGCAGCUCGGCUUCCAGUCUUCUCCACGAGUACCGAUCAUCAGAAACCAUCUCACUCAUCUCGCCGCUCCUCAGCCCAAUCGCGUAUCACCUCUCGCAGUCGCCAAAGGACCGAACAUCGAGCUUGAGCUGAUCAACGGCCGCCCGGAAGUCGUGCACAAGCCUCGUACUAUGCAGAACAUGCCUUCUCGUGCGAGUACCGCUUCACCACCGGGACAAGGUGCCAACAACAACAACAACAACAAGAAGCGUCGCAACAAGAAGCGGAAGCGGGAUAGCGAGCCAUCCUCCAAGUCGAAGAAGAAGAGGGAUAGAAAUCCCGCCGCAAUCUCACCUCCAUCACCGAUGUAUCGUGAGCCGCGGAUCAAGGAUGAGCCAGUCUCACCUCCGCCAUAUGGACAGCUCGCUGAAGUGCCUGUAUACCAACAGCGGCCUCCACAUCUUGAGCUUGUGCCUCGCCAGUACCCCACUCAGGUCCAGUACAUCGAGCAGCCUCAAUCUGGCUUGCGGUACGAGUACGCUCAGCCUUCACCUACUGUCGUCCGUGUCGCUUCUCCCGCGGCUCAUCGUCCUGCUCAGAGGGACAAUCAGGACUUGAGACGAGUAGCGAGUCUCCACUUGGCACAGCGCCCUCAAUCGCCCACACAGCAGUUCCAAUCUCCAGGAUCUCAGCGCACCGUCUCAAUGACAUACGCCGACCCUCGCUACUCGCGCUCUUCUAUGGCUCCAGUCGACGUUCGCUCACCUCAGUAUCAAGACCAGCCGCCGGUUCAAUACGUGCAUGCUGAGCAUUAUCGCUCUUCUCCUCAAACUCCGCAGUACCAUGAUCCGUAUGCUAGGGCCCAGAGUCCAGCCAUGAUGCCACCGCCCGCUGCUCCUGCACGCCCAGUUGUGUAUGACCAGCAUGGCAACCGCUAUUACGCAGCAGAGCCCGCUCCAGCACCCCGACCACGAGUCAUCGCUUCAAGAGCUUCUGUUGCUCCCGUUGAGCUCGGCUACGAGCGAUCACAAAGCCGCAUGGCCACUGGAUACGGGAUGCCACUGCCGGCUCCACAGUACGACCCAGCCGAUCCUCGUAUGGGUCCACCUCCGACACCCAGCCGAAGACAGACUUCCGAAGUGCAGUACGUCGAUGCCCAAGGUUAUCCAGUCCAGCGGUACCCUCCUCGACCAGUGGAACCGGAGCUGGUGCGCUACAUCAAAGCUCCCACAUCUCCGGUAUACCAGUCGUCCAGUCCACGCUACGGGCAGAUGCCACCACCGUCCGCUCCGCCUGCGCCAACAUCGCCGAUGUAUGUCCCGCAACGGAGCUAUAGCGUCCGUCCGGAAGAGAUUUCACAGCCUCCGGGUGCGUAUGCUCGUCAAGCCAGUGUUGCGCCAACCCAGUACGCUCGUCCGGAUGCUGCUCCCAUGGCGGGAAUGCGAGCCAUGAGCGUCAUGCCAGGGUAUGAUCACGGCGCCAUUGCGCUUCCUCGCGCCUACAGCCAGGCUCCGCCGCCGCAGGCGCAGCCAGUGAAAUAUUACGACGAGAAUGGCCAGGAGGUGUAUCCGAGGGAGAUUCGACAGGUGCCGCAGGAGUACCGAUAUCAGUGA
This is a messenger RNA of Zymoseptoria tritici IPO323, 2772 nucleotides long. RefSeq lists its product as uncharacterized. Bases 1 to 2772 code for a protein of 923 amino acids. Lineage: Eukaryota; Fungi; Ascomycota; Dothideomycetes; Mycosphaerellales; Mycosphaerellaceae. The transcript is spliced from 2 exons. The record is from RefSeq and is a predicted model, not a curated record.